Messenger RNA from Chelonoidis abingdonii (Abingdon island giant tortoise), 492 nucleotides. Its product is annotated as prostate stem cell antigen-like. NCBI's taxonomy places the organism in Eukaryota, Metazoa, Chordata, Testudines, Testudinidae. The record is from RefSeq and is a predicted model, not a curated record. Gene Ontology annotation, cellular component: plasma membrane.
AUGGAGACGGUGGAAGCCUGCUGUAUCGGGAUAUGGAGGGCAUGCCUGACGUGGGACAUCACCAUGGAUGGAGGAGGAGGUGUCCUGUAUUCUCUGUGCUUGGCUCAUCCUCCGAACAUGAAGGCUUUUCUAGUCGUCCUGCUGGCUGCCGUCCUGUGCACAGAGCCAGCUGGUUCUUUGAUAUGUUACACGUGCAAGACGCAGCUCCGCAACUCCAACUGUCAGACGGCGACGACGUGUGCCAACAACUCACAAGUGUGCAAGACGGAUGUGAUCAACGUCGUGGGCCUUUUCAAUGUCAUCAACAAGGAGUGCGCUACGUCAUGUGAGCCGCGCUACCAGGACUUCACCGUGGGAAAUCAGAACAUUUCCUGCUGCAGUACCGACCUCUGCAACCACAACGGGGCGGGCAGCGUGAGCAGCAGCUACGCCACCAUGGCAGCAGGGCUUACCGCCAGCGUCCUCUGCGUCCUUCUGAGGAACGGGCUGUGA